AAACCUCUGUUGGGCGGUACUCUAGAACCUGCAUCAAAAUGUCCAGAACCACUCACAAGAUCUACGUUGGGAAUCUGCCUCCAGAUACCAAAACUCGAGAUAUCGAGAAUCUAUUUUCAAAGUAUGGUCCGAUUGCAGCAAUCGAUCUGAAAGCUGGACAAAGACGUGGUCCACCGUUCGCAUUCGUUGAGUUCGAAGACGAGCUUGAUGCGUCGGAUGCCGUUCGUGGGCGUGAUGGAUACAACUUUGAUGGGUACGCCUUGCGAGUCGAGUUACCACGCACUGGAGGUUUCAACAAUGGGAAUGGCGGUCCUAACCCUAACCAGUUUCGGCGAGGAGGCUUUAAUCGCGGGGGAGGUGGGGCUAGUGGCCCUUCAAGGAGGUCAGACUUCCGAGUAAUUGUCACGGGUUUGCCACCCACUGGUAGUUGGCAAGAUCUCAAGGAUCACAUGCGUGAAGCUGGGGAUGUUGGAUAUGCCGACGUGUUCCGAGAUGGCACCGGUGUAGUUGAAUUCCUAAGGUACGAGGACAUGAAGUAUGCUAUCAGACGUCUGGACGACUCCAAGUUUCGUUCUCAUGAGGGUGAAUCCUCGUAUAUCCGUGUCCGCGAAGAGAGGGCUGGAGGGUCUCGUUCCAGAUCUCGAUCAUAUGGCUCACCAAGAAGAGGUCGAUCCUACGAUUCGUGCUCUAGGUCAAUCAGCCCUCGACGAUAAGACACUGGACAAGUGUGAAAGUUUGUACGUAAUUAAAAUUUGAUGUCACGGCCAUUAUUAUUCGUUAUCACACAAACUCAAUACAGUUUUCUUGCUUUUAAAGGUCUUCUGGAUAAUGGAAAGAGAAAACGACCACAUAGGAGGGAACGGCGGAAUAUUAGUUUUGUGGCCACAGGAUGGACUCAGUGCAUCUGAAGGGAUAGGAAUACUAAUGUUUACUGUACAUGUCAGUGGAUUGAUGGAUGCACUUUACCAUGAGUGGUUCUCAGGAGGUCAUACUUCUGCUUCUCCAAAUGGAAAAGGGAGUAGGUGUGCAUUGUGGAUCCUAAGUUUGAGUCGAAACCACAAGAUAGUGAAAUGAUCAGUAGGAUAUAAGUUUCAGGAGUCUUGGAUUUCAUCUAAGGAUGGACUUUGGAUUUCUUGGAUUUGCUCACGGAUGCUUGGGAUCGGAUAGUGGAAUGUAGGUUGCAAACCAAGCUGUCAGGAGCACACUCGUAUCAUAAGUCCUGUACAGAAACACUCGCACAGCAACGGAUGUUAGACCCCCACAACUGUUCUGGAACAUUACUCGCCCAUUAAAUGCUUUGGCGUUCCACCUUUGCAAUGGACCCCAAAACAGUCGAUAAACGUCCAUGAAGGCUAUCGUCCAGCACCCAUUGGACGUAAAUAUAUAAAUCCCGUUUGGUUCUUAAAGCUAGGUAGUCAAUUUCAACGCUGAAAAAUACUGUUUUCACAUCAGGACUCAACAUUAUUUGCUUUGGUGUCAAAUAAAUUGUUUAAUCUCUUGUGUUGGUAUUAUGAGGUCCAUGUAGUACUGAUCGGGAGCUGGUUGUCACAAAGCGAAGUCACUGCCAGAUGGUAGGUCUACAUAUGAUAUGUUGUGGUGGGAUAAAGUUCUACAAUUUCAAAUUCCAGUAAUGCCAACUCGAGAAAUUUCUGGCUUGUUAGUCAGGGUCAUUAAUUCUCAGUACUUCAUGGCUAUGAUGAGUCCCCUCGACAGGAAUUCUGUCAACUAUCUAGAGAAGCAUUUCGGUCGACUUCAUUGCUUGGUCUGUCGCAGAAAGGGCUUGUCAGUGAAUGUGGGUAGGUGGGGUCCUCAGAGUUGUUACUGACCAUUGACCGUGGUAUCCAACACUUUGACUUGGUUGUGAGGAGUACGCUUCCACAAGACACUGACGUCUCUGUCUACCGCGCCAGGAGUUUAGUCUCGUAGUUGCUUAGCUGACCGUGAGUUGCCCUCGGUUAUAACCACGAAAAAUGCAUCGAAAAGUGUUGAUCUGUGUAGUGUGUAAAACUACUGUUUAGUGCUGACUAAUCUAAGGCGCAUAAGGGACGAGAAUUAUAAUUGUGUACAAAGAUUGACGUGGUGUUGUGUUUUAAGUCUCAGAGGGGGAUUUCGAAAUCAGGUUGGGAAGUGAAGAAUACAAUAGUUGGGUAUCUUGGUCACGUCAUAUCACACCAAGCUCAGUUUGUAUAGAUUCAAGCUCGAACCGAUGGGCUAUGCAAUAUACCAGUCGACAUUCAUUACGCCAGUAAGUUCUUCAACAUAGCUGUAUGGUGAGACAUGGCGUAAACAUUAGUUAACUCACCUGCGUUAGACCCACUGAGACUGUCCUUCCGGUGAUUAUGUGGGCCUCGGAAUGCGUUCUUGCGACACAGGUGACCCAAUCUUGUCGAGGGGCUAGUUUCGUUUGCGAAUAAAUUGUGUUUAUUGUCUGUCUCACGACCAGUCGUUUUUCUGUAUGUCUAUCUGUUGGUCUGUUAGGGUUGAGCCCAUGAUGUUUGUAAGUGGCGAGCAUAUGAUGUCUCUUCAGUGGGAGUUUUCAGUCUUGGCACCCGAAAAAUCUCGCUUAACAAAUAGAUCGUAUUUAGACAUAAGAACAAUGGCCAGACAACCUGAAUCAAAUGAGAGGAUAGAAUGCGAGUGACGAGAGUUAGUGCUUAGUUCCGUGGUGCGAUUUCAAAGUUUAUUAUUGUAUCUCGGACUACGCUAGGAUCAGGUACUCAAUGAGUCUGCACCGAGAAGCAAAACUAAUGUAGUCGUUGUGAUUAGCGAUUUCGGAAUACGCACGGUGAGGUUGUGGCACUGCAGUGAACCAUGGCAGGAGUGAGUGUGGGACUUAAAGGUGUACGGGACUACUUUGGUGCUCGGUGGGAGUUGCAGUGUGAGGUUACUGGUGGAUCGGGAGUUGGAUUAGACUCAGUCGGACCCAUGUUUGAUUAUUGCAGUGUCAAUCGGUGUGACGACCUCUCAUGCUUGCUACAAGAGUGUUACCAACCAAAUCGGUCGGUGAAGUCUUUGUCAACAUCUAGUGCUUUAAGAUUGAUAAAUAAGGUGGUCAAUUUACUGGAAUCUCUACGCUGCUAUGUAAACCGUAUUGUUUUCUAAUCUUUCCAGCGUUUUGUCCCGCUUUUUCUAUUUCCUGUCACUUCUCCAGGUCACGGUUAUAUUAAUUCUCUUCUGACCGUAUAUUUUCAUUAAAUUUUAUGUCGUUUUGUGCAGAUUUCAAUUAUAGUGUACUUCUUUACUGGAUAAAAUAUAGUUCAGUGUUUCGUCAAACUGGAUCUUCUGUUUGUUUGUACUUUGUUCCGUGUGGUCUAGAACCAAUUUCUUGUUAUUUGUUCACUACAAAUUAUCGUCCAGUUCU
Schistosoma intercalatum is the source of this 3361-nucleotide messenger RNA. The record is from the annotation of a GenBank genome assembly. Lineage: Eukaryota; Metazoa; Platyhelminthes; Trematoda; Strigeidida; Schistosomatidae.